AUGUGGGGUGUAAACAAGCCUAAUGCAGCAUGUGGUGGUAUAAACAAGCCUAAUGCAGCAUGUGGUGGUGUAAACAAGCCUAAUGCAGCAUGUGGUGGUGUAAACAAGCCUAAUGCAGCAUGUGGUGGUGUAAACAAGCCUAAUGCAGCAUGUGGUGGUGUAAACAAGCCUAAUGCAGCAUGUGGUGGUGUAAACAAGCCUAAUGCAGCAUGUGGUGGUGUAAAUAAGCCUAAUGCAGCAUGUGGUGGUAUAAACAAGCCUAAUGCAGCAUGUGGUGGUGUAAACAAGUCUAAUGCAGCAUGCGGUGGUGUAAACAAGCCUUAUGCAGCAUGUGGUGGUGUAAACAAGCCUAAUGCAGCAUGUGGUGGUAUAAACAAGCCUAAUGCAGCAUGUGGUGGUGUAAACAAGCCUAAUGCAGCAUGUGAUGGUGUAAACAAGCCAAAUGCAGCAUGUGGUGGUGUAAACAAGCCUAAUGCAGCAUGUGAUGGUGUAAAUAAGCCUAAUACAACAUGUGGUGGUAUAAACAAGCCUAAUGCAGCAUGUGGUGGUGUAAACAAGCCUAAUGCAGCAUGUGGUGGUGUAAACAAGCCUAAUGCAGCAUGUGGGGUGUAA
Molecule: messenger RNA, 612 nt
Organism: Saccoglossus kowalevskii
Lineage: Eukaryota; Metazoa; Hemichordata; Enteropneusta; Harrimaniidae
Product: protein PF14_0175-like
Source: RefSeq, a predicted model, not a curated record